UGGCUGCGGCGAUCGUUCCCGUGGCCCUGUGGCGGCAUGCAGAACGUCAUCAACACGGUGAAGGGGAAGGCCCUGGAGGUGGCCGAGUACCUCACUCCCGUCCUCAAGGAAUCCAAAUUUAAAGAAACUGGAGUCAUUACACCUGAAGAAUUUGUCGCAGCUGGCGAUCACUUAGUUCACCACUGUCCUACUUGGCAAUGGGCUUCAGGAGAAGAGCUGAAAGUCAAGGCUUAUCUGCCAACAGACAAACAAUUUUUGGUAACUAAAAAUGUACCGUGCUACAAAAGGUGCAAGCAGAUGGAGUACUCAGAUGAGCAGGAGGCAAUUAUAGAAGAAGAUGAUGGUGAUGGGGGAUGGGUAGACACCUUUCACAAUGCAGGUAUAGCGGGUGCAACAGAAGCAGUUAAGGAGAUCACUCUAGACUGUAAGGAUAAUAUAAAAAUACCAGAGCGAUCAGCAUCCUGUGAAGAUGAUGACGAGGAAGAUGAAGGAGAAGCUGCAGACAUGGAAGAAUAUGAAGAAAGUGGGCUAUUGGAGACAGAUGAUGCAACACUUGACACAAGACAGAUUGUAGAAGUUAACAAAGCCAAAGUUGAUGUUGGAGGGGAAGAUGCUAUUCUACAGACUAGAACUUAUGACCUCUACAUCACUUACGACAAGUAUUACCAAACUCCAAGGCUCUGGUUAUUUGGAUAUGAUGAGCAACGGCAGCCUUUAACAGUAGAGCAUAUGUAUGAAGACAUUAGUCAAGAUCACGUCAAGAAGACUGUGACCAUUGAAAACCAUCCUCACCUUCCUCCACCUCCCAUGUGCUCAGUUCAUCCAUGCAGGCACGCAGAAGUGAUGAAGAAAAUAAUAGAGACUGUUGCAGAAGGUGGAGGAGAACUUGGAGUUCACAUGUACCUUCUUAUUUUCUUGAAAUUUGUACAGGCAGUCAUUCCAACAAUAGAAUAUGACUACACAAGGCACUUUACAAUGUAACUAAGAUAAAAGAUCCUGUAUCAAGUCUUUUUUUUAAAUAACCCAUCCAUGUGACAUACAUUAUACACAAUUUCUGUAAUUAACCUUUUAUCAAGCUGAUAGAUGAAAAUAAAAUGUUCCAUUACCAGCCUUUUUAAUAAAAGUUUUUGUGUGUAAUAAAUAAAUCACUUUCAUUCCUGUAUACAUACUGCAAUAAGAAGUGGAUUUUUUUUGUUCAUAAUUCUUUCAAAAUGAUUUCAACAGAAAACUAUUUUUCCUCCAUACACGGAAGUCAGUCUCCUUUAUUAGUAGAAUCCUUAUGCUUUUGGCUUUGUUGCUAAGAUGAUUCUCAAAAAUGUGAUUCAUUUAUUUUUGUCUGAUUUAAAUUCACCUGAAAGCGAAGGCAUUUGGGGUUUGUUUUUUUUGCUGGUUUUUUGUUUGUUUGUUUAUUUGUUUGUUUUCCCCUCGUUGUGAAUGCUUAUAUUUGCUCUAACUGUAGGAAGAUUUAAACCUGAAAGAAAUUAAGUAGAAUCUUGUUAGGAAAACUUAACUGCAUCUUAAACUAAAGUAGCUCCAAAUAAGCAUGCUAUGAAAACUAAUUUAUAUUCACACUAGAACAAGGUUAGCAUUUUGAGAUGGAAUUUUUAGGGAGAGAAAUAGUAUUAGUGUGUAGUCUGUUGAUCUUGUAAUAAAGGCAAGAACAGUCGUGUUGAAAAAAUCCCAGAUUGAAGGUAGAGGGUUAAAAUCACUGUGUUAGACUAAAGUUUAGUCUUGUAACGUGUCUUGACCUAUAGACUAUGCUAACUGGUAGCUUAAUAGCAUGGUUUCCAUUUUGAGGGUAACUGAACCUGUUAUUGUUUGUGAUGUUUGUGAAGUCAGGUAUCACAGACACAUCCAGGUUUUGGCAGCCACUUUUUUUCGCUGUACAACAUUAGUUUUUCAUUGAUGGAGAUGGGGAGAAAGGAUUGGUAAGUGUAUGUCAUAGGUUCACUUAAAUCUGUGUAGCUAUCGCAACAUCAUUGUCUGCCAAACGUCACCCUGCCAGAGAAUCCGAAGUUGGAUACCUGUGGCUGUCUGAAUUUACUGUUGGAGAAGAAGGCUGGCAUAAGGGAACCCUUUCUUGGCUGUUCUCUGUACCAUGCUCUUACCUGAGAGCCUGUAACCAAUUCUUCUGUAUUUAAAUUAACUUUCCUCUUUUGAUAUCCAUCUUCACUUCCUUCUUGGACAGAAUUUAAGCAAUGUCUGCGUAAGUGAACAGUAAUGCUGGCUGAAACAUGAUAAAAACCACACCCACUGAGUCAUGCAAUAAGAUUUCCUUAUCAGAUUCAUUUCAAAGAUGUUUUGGAUUUUUUGGUAGCGGGUGAAAUUGUUGUUCUUCACCUAGUGAAUAGAUUCUUUUUACUUUUUUAAUGAGGAGGGGACCAAACAGAUCUUAUGAUUUAAAAUUAACCAGCAUUAAUACAUUAUGUUGGAGUUUCUGUUUCUUUGCUCUGCCAAAAUGUUCUCGUUAGGAGGGUAAAUUAGUUUUUCACUGGUUUCCAAUAUGUUAAGAUAGUAAUUAUGACAUUCUUCUUAGUCAGGCUGUUGGUGAAAGUAAGUUGGCAUGAUUUAAACUACUGAAGGCUUUUUUGUGUGACCAUUUCAGAUAAACAGGGCAACAGCACUGAAGCCAGCUAGCCAGUGGCUUCCAUCAGCACCAGGAUAUUAAAUAUUGAAUUUGUAGCACUAAUAUACUCUGAGUACCAUAAAGCCCAUCCCACACUUGAAAAUAAGCAGAUACUUGGUGACUAACAUGUAUGAUGCUCUCUAUUUGGCUGCAUAUCAGAGUGGCUGUACCUGACCUGAAAAGCUGAUGUGUAUGCUUCCAGCAGUUAUACUGUACAUUCAUAUUUUGUUCUGUUUGGCACUAGUAUUAAAAAUUCCUUUUAAAGUGAGGAUUGCUGUUGUAGGAUCUGCUAUAAAUUUAAGCAAAUACAAUAACUUCAGUUGUAGCUUUUAGCGAAUUCUGCAUGGUCUGAAUUUUUCUUCUACGUUAAAAAAGUUCCUGAGAAGUUCUGCUCUCCUGGUGUGCUUCCUCUGCUGCACAUUUUAUAGUUUCUAUGGCUUUACACUUGCCUUCUAGAUCACUAUUUAUCAGUCUUAGACUUUUCUGAAUACAUCCUAGUUUACAGGUAUUGCAGUGGAAACCUGGGUAAAAUUCUGAUUCCAUUGAAUCUGAACUGAAGUUGUGGUUUUAUUUAUUCAUUUAUUUAUUGCUAGAGAAAAUGGGUUUUGAUGAAAAGGGACUAACCUCAGUGAUACUAAAUGAGACGUGAAAAAAAAACAAACCACAUUUAUUUAUUUAGAAUUUUGAAAGUUCAAUUCAUCUGUUCCUUGUAGGUGUGGGAAAGUGCAGCUGGUUUAACCAGCUUGGUAACAAACAGCCUAAUCAGUUGCUAGAAUACCAGAAUGCCUGUGUUCUGACCGCUUUUAUUCUAAGCAGAAAGAAAGCCAAGGUGGACAUGCUGCUAUGACUGACUUAGCAUGAAGGCAGUUUGUCCUGUUUAGCAAAUCAGUGGUAAGACUGCACAAAUAAAGAAAUCCUAGUAUAGAAGUCAAACAGAAACACAGAAUACAAGAAGGACUGAGAGUAGGAGCAAAAUCCCUUGUGGAAUAAGACUGAAAAGUUUGGGGCAAAAAUAAGUAAAAAUUUUUUGAGUCUGUUGUUACUAAUGUUAAUGGAAGGUAGUUUUUCUUUCUUAAUAGGAACAUUUUUCAGACCAAAAGGCAACAAUGUCAGACAAAUAUGUUAAAUAUUUUUGUUCUGCAUUUUUGCUGUCCUAUAGUCUGUAUGACCACAGAUGUUAUGUGGUCAUAGAAGAGCCGCACGGAAUGUGUUCUUAUAUGUGUGCUGCCACCAAAUACAGCAUGUGUAAGUUGUUCUCAGAAAGAAAGGUGAAGAGUUUCUAAAUACUGUUCAUUUUCACAGUAUGCACUUGUGGCUUUCAACAUAGUACAUCUGCUUCAAAUUUUCUAAAAUUAGUCAUUUUUUAACUUCUAUUAGCUUUAGUGCAUUCUUACAGAUGUGAAGAUAUUUAUUUGGUGGCUUCUCAUAUGAAUUGUGCCUGGUAGAUUUGGUAAGUGCCCUCUCCAUCUUUUACCUGCAUUCAAAACCAUGUGUUUGCUGCUGAUCAAUAAUUAACUCACUGUUUGCCCAUAGAAGUCCUUUCACCCUUUGCUAAAUGAAGUAUUCUUACUGGGCACGUUGUGCUUUUUGUGUGCUUGAAUGGGAGAGGGAGAAGUCUGUGUGAGGUUAUUAAUAGCAACCAAUUCAAUAAUUGCUAUAUAACCUUUACUUUAUGCUAGCUCCCUCUUUGUCACAAUAAUGCAACUGUUAAAACUGACAGCAGCUUUUGAGUUGUUGCUGCCUUGGAGCACUUAGGAUAGUGUUUGUGAUAAAGCAGAAAGAAUUUUGUUAUAGGUCCUAGUAAUUUGUAGAAAGAGGAAAAUAAUUUCAGAGCUCUUUCUUGAAAAGUUAUCUAUUCUUGAUUGCACAGACUCAGUCUAGGCUAUUAGGCCUGAAAAACUUAUGAUUAUAAUUUGUUUUAAGGGUCAAUCUACAGCGCCACCAUUUCAGUAUGUUUCUGUUCCAGGACCAUAAUUACUAGGUGUUGGAAUAGACAAUACAUUUCCUCAGUAGGAAGUAGCUAGCUUUUAUUAUUAGAAAAUACUACUUAUGUUUCUCUUUCCAUGCUUUAUUUUUAUGGAGCAUGUGAAUAUCAAUACAUCCCAAAUAUCAAUGUGAAAAAAUCAUGUGAAUAUCAAUAUAUCCCAAAAGUACUACAUGGUUUUUGGGAAUAACACUGAAUGUCUUUUGUCAGUGUGGACUGGAUCCAAGCAACUCCAUGCAUGGCUUUUGCCCACAAAAUCUUUUGGUGUUACUGCUGCUGUUUAAAAAUAAGGGCAAGCAAUGAUGAUAACAAAACUAGAUACACAUACAGUGUUGCCAAGGAGAAGUUGUUAAUAUUGUAGCUAUGUUUAUGUAUAGACGAUAAAAUUGCAUGGUUUUGAAAGAACUGAACCUGAAAAUGUAUUUCUGCAUCACUUGUAACAUUAUUUAUUUUAGUAUUUUGCAGACAGCCAAUGCUAACUGGAAAAAAAAACAACCA
Lagopus muta (rock ptarmigan) is the source of this 5108-nucleotide messenger RNA. RefSeq names its product autophagy related 3 (gene ATG3). The transcript has 12 exons. Gene Ontology annotation, molecular function: Atg8-family ligase activity. Bases 37 to 981 code for a protein of 314 amino acids. Gene Ontology annotation, cellular component: cytosol; cytoplasmic ubiquitin ligase complex. Gene Ontology annotation, biological process: nucleophagy; autophagosome assembly; autophagy of mitochondrion. NCBI's taxonomy places the organism in Eukaryota, Metazoa, Chordata, Aves, Galliformes, Phasianidae. The record is from RefSeq and is a predicted model, not a curated record.